AUGUCUAUUCCUUCAAGAUCGAAGCUUGGCGUUGUGCGCCCUACAGAAAAUGGCGAGCGAUACGAGCUCACCGAUCCAACUGCGAUGCCCAAAGCGGGUGCCUUUUUGUGGAACACGAAGAUGAUGAUACAAGUCACUUGCCGUGGAUACGCCACAGCGUCCUUCAUGCAACCAGAGCCAGCAAAGUAUGCAUAUGCUCCCACCAUUGAGGCGAAGACCUUCAUGCAGCCAGAACAAAAUUACUAUGCGCACCAUCCUGGACGUUUCGUGUAUGUCAAAGACGAGGAGACAAACGAACUCUUCUCGGCGCCAUAUGAGCCAGUAAGAGCCAAGCUAGAUCGCUACGAGUUCUCCGCUGGUAAGAGCGACAUCAAAUGGACAGUAGAGAAGCUCGGUGUUCGUGUCGAGAUGGGCUUUUCGCUACCCAUGCACGACGUUGCUGAACUAUGGACCAUCAAAGUCACAAAUUUGACGGACCGGAGACGCAAGCUAAGCGUAUACCCUUACUUUCCCAUUGGCUACAUGUCGUGGAUGAACCAAGAAGCUGAGUGGAACGAGAAAGCAGGCGGCGUUGUCGGCAGCUGUGUCACCCCCUACCAAAAAGCGGAAGAUUAUCCGAAGAUGAAAUAUUUGAAGGACAAAACAUACUUCCUAUGUGAAACGAGUCCGCUUGCCUGGGAAGCUAGGCAAAAGCGUUUCGAAGGCGAGGGAGGGUUGCACAACCCAUCAUCAAUUCAGGGGCCACGAUUGACGAACAGCGAUGCACGCUACGAAACGCCAACGGCUGCUGUUCAAUAUAAGGUAGACCUCGAGCAGGACGAGAGCAAAGAGUAUCGCUUCCUGUUCGGACCAGCCUAUGACGAAGCAGAGAUUCUGGAAAUGCGUAAGAAGUAUCUCAACAAAGCGGCCUUCGCACAAGCGACGAAAGAGUACGAGGCGUAUAUCCAAGGCGGAAGCGGGUGUCUGAAAAUCGAAACCCCGGACCAGGCACUCGAUAAUAUGAUCAAUGACUGGUUACCACGACAGCUAUUCUACCAUGGCGAUGUGAACCGUCUAACGACAGAUCCUCAGACGAGGAAUUAUCUCCAAGACAACAUGGGAAUGAGCUUCAUCAAUCCCGAGAUUUGCCGCAAGGCUAUCCUAACAUCAGUCGGGCAGCAAGAAAGAAAUGGAUCAAUGCCAGAUGGUAUCCUCUUGGCCGAAGGCGCGGUACUAAAGUACAUCAACCAGAUCCCGCAUACAGACCAUUGCGUUUGGCUUCCUAUUGCUCUGGAAAUAUACCUGGGCGAGACCGGCGACUACGCACUUCUGGACGAAACCGUGACGAGCAUGUACGGUGACACAUUCACCGUUUUCGAACGAUUCAGCCGCGCCAUGGACUGGCUUCUGUCGAGCAACGCACGAGAUGAUCGUGGUCUGAGCUACAUUGCACAGGGUGACUGGUGUGACCCAAUGAAUAUGGUGGGCCCAAAGGGUGUGGGUGUAUCCGGAUGGUUGACCGUCGCAACCGCAUAUGCUGUAAAUCUGUGGGCCGAUGUUUGCGAGCAAGUCGGCAAAACUAUAAUUGCAAGCAACUACCGAUCUGGUGCCGACGCUGUCAACCAGUCCGCAAACGAGCACCUCUGGGAUGGCGAAUGGUACUCUCGUGGUAUCACCGACGAUGGUGUGAAAUUUGGCAUCAAAGAAGAUACGGAGGGACGAAUCUGGCUGAACCCGCAAUCGUGGAGUAUCCUGGGCGGCGCUGCAUCGACAGAAAAGAUCCAGACACUGCUACCGCAAGUUGACCAGCAACUUGACACUCCAUAUGGUGUUGUCAUGUUCGCGCCUCCAUUCACGGGUAUGCGCGAAGACGUAGGUCGCGUAACGCAAAAGUAUCCUGGCCAAGGCGAAAACGGAUCCGUGUACAACCAUGCUGCCGCGUUCUACGCAUGGGCAUUGUACGGUAUAGACGAAGUUGAUCGCGCAUACUCCACUCUUCGCAAGAUGAUUGCGGGACCUGACGAAGAAGAUCUGCUUCGCCGUGGUCAACUUCCAAUCUUCAUCCCUAACUACUACCGUGGAGGUCAUGGUAUCAAGAACCUCGAUCGCACAGCUGGACGCUCAAGUCAGCUUUUCAACACGGGUACUAUUUCGUGGGUGUACAGGUGCUUCAUAGAAGGACUGUGUGGUUUGAGAGGUGUCAAAGAAGGAUUGAAAAUAGACCCAAAGUUACCAAGUCACUGGAACGAGAUGAAGGCAACGAGGUUAUUUAGAGGCGCAACGUUCGAGGUUGAAAUCAAGCGUCAUAAUGUUCAAAACGUGGAGGUCAUUCUUGAUGGAAAAAGGAUUGACGGCAACGUCAUCAACAGUGUUAGAAGCGGAAAGACGUACAAGGUGGAAGUCAAGGUGCCGCAAGCGAAGCAGUAG
Molecule: messenger RNA, 2406 nt
Organism: Parastagonospora nodorum SN15
Lineage: Eukaryota; Fungi; Ascomycota; Dothideomycetes; Pleosporales; Phaeosphaeriaceae
Exons: 1
Coding region: 1-2406 (801 amino acids)
Biological process (GO): cellulose catabolic process
Molecular function (GO): carbohydrate binding; hexosyltransferase activity
Source: RefSeq, a predicted model, not a curated record